AUCUUCUCAGACAUGCAUUUGCUAUCAUAUCAUCACAAAAGUUGCCCAAAGUUUUGUAAUCUAUUGAGACGUUUGAGUCGAUGUACGUAUGGGUCGAGAGCGACGGCGACCGCCUCUCGGGAGCCCAAGACUGAGGCCGAGAUGAAGAGUAUCCGAAACGUGGGUAUAAUAGCGCACAUCGACGCCGGGAAGACCACAACCACUGAACGGAUGCUCUACUACUCGGGCCAGACGUCGACAAUGGGUGAAGUGCACGACGGAGACACUGUUAUGGACUACUUAGACCAGGAGAGGGAGAGGGGUAUUACCAUCACAUCCGCGUCGAUCACAUUUGAUUGGCGAAAACAUCGCAUUAAUCUGAUCGACACUCCCGGACACGUGGACUUCACCGUAGAGGUGGAGCGAGCGCUCAGCGUAUUGGACGGCGCCGUCGCUAUUCUGGACGCGUCGGCCGGCGUCGAGGCCCAGACAGUGACCGUCUGGUCUCAGGCCGACAGAUACCGUAUACCAAGGAUUUUGUAUUUGAAUAAAAUGGAUAAGAGUUCGGCCAAACUUGAAGAUUGUGUUACGAGUGUUGAGCGAAAGCUGGGCGUUAAGCCGAUCCCAAUUCAUAUGCCUUUGGGCUCCGGGAAAGGGUUUAACGGUGUCAUCGAUUUGGUGACUCUGGAGCGACACGUCUGGUCGCCGCUGUCCGACACCGACGGCAAAGUGUACGAUACGAGUCCAUUACAAUCGAGUGAUGACUUGUACGCUAAGGCACAGCACUUAAGGGAAGAACUGAUCGGUUCUAUCAGUGAUUUGGACGAUAAGUUGUCCGAAGAAAUACUGAACACCAAUCAAAUUGAAGACAUAAGCGUUCAGUCGGUGCAGAACGCUCUGAGACGAGUGACUAUUAAACAAUUAGGGUAUCCAUUACUGUGCGGCAGUUCCUAUAAAAACACUGGCGUUCAGCUCCUGAUGGACUCGAUUUGCCGCUAUUUUCCGAGUCCUUUAGAGAAAGUACGCCAAACACAGGCCCUAUAUUCGGGCCAAUUGUGUGCCUUUGCCUUCAAAAUUGUUUUCCACAAACGGUUGGGUUGUCUCACAUUUCUGAGGCUAUAUUCCGGUGACUUAAAGGCCACGCAAACCAUGUUUAAUGUGAAUCGAGACAAACCCGAAAAGAUUCACAAAAUAUAUAUGGCUUUUGCCGAUGACUUCCGCGAAGUCUCUCAUCUCAGUUGCGGUAAUAUAGCGGUCGUGACCGGACUCUCGCAUACCAUUACCGGCGAUACGUUAGUCACAUCUCAGUCGGUGGCCAAUGAUGUUAAAAGAAAAAGUGGUAAAGAAAGUGAACCCAUAUUUGGCGGCCUAUCAGUGCCCGAACCCGUGUUUUACUGUUCCAUAGAAUCUCCCUCUUUGUCCAAAUUAAAGGACAUGGAGUUAGCGCUGACUAAUCUCCAGAGAGAAGAUCCAUCGUUUCAAGUGUUUCCCGACAAAGACUCGGGACAGACAGUCAUUAAAGGAAUGGGAGAAUUGCAUAUAGAGGUGAUCAAAGAUCGUAUUCUUCGAGAGUAUGGCGUCGACGCACAUCUGGGACCGCUUCAAGUGUCAUAUCGGGAGACAAUCGCCGGCACUGCAGUCGAAACCCUAGAAAUCGAUAAGAUUAUCGGCGGAACGAAGAAUCGCAUCACAAUUGCACUGCAAUUGUCGCCCAAAUCCAAGAAGCAAUGGCCGACCGAUCAAUUGGUUCGCGUUGUGGUCACCAAAGAGAACGAAUUGGGAUCUAUUAGAAGCGAUCGCUUAAAAGCGAUUGAGACGGGAGUGCAAAAUGCCCUCGAUUUUGGCCCUCUUCUCUCCUUCCCAGUGAUGGACGUUUCGGUCGACUUAUUGUCAUUUCAAACCACAUUCAAGACAACCAUUCCUAUGAUUAUAUCGACUGCCAGUCAAUGCGUCACCAAUUGUUUGAAGAAAGCGUCGCCACAACUACUGGAGCCCUAUAUGAGUCUUGAGGUGACGACACCCGACCGAUAUAUCGGUGCCAUUAUUAGUGAUCUAUCGCAGAGACGCUCACAGAUCGGUGACAUGACCUCAAAGGGUGACCUAAGGGUAGUGAACGCCAUAACCCCGCUCUCAGAUCUCAUGGAUUACUCGACAUUUGUGCGUACAGUGACUUCAGGAACCGCUAGUUUUUGCAUGCAUUUUGAAUCCUAUCGGCACAUGAGUGACACCGAUCAGCACAAAGCCAUUCAUACAACUACUGAAAGGAUGAAUUGGUCGCAACCAUCGUCUCUAUUGGACAUAAGUUUUAAUGAGGUGUUGGACUCGUGUACCAAAUGUGUUCACAAGAGAAAACUCGAUAACUUUGCGCUCAGAAAGUAUUGGCAAAGUAUUAGCGAAUUGCCGGUAACUCUCAAGUGCCGACUCAUCCAGUCGUUGAGCCAAAGACGGCUAUUAAGUGACGAAAACAUCUCUUAUCUCAUAAACAAUGAAUUGAUUCGUUUAGAUCUCAACGACUGUUUGAAAAGUGAUUUUACCGUCAAUUUGAUUAGAAGGCACUGCUCUCGGCUCCGAUACUUAGACUUAGGCGCACGCAUUGCCAACUUCAACAUGAUAUCAGCGCCCGCUCUCACACCACUGUUCCCCGCAUGCAAUCAAUUACAACAAAUACGACUCAGCAAUUGUAUCGAAGUGAACGACCAGGUGGUCGACUCCAUGGUUCACAACUGUCACCGACUGGAAGUGCUGCAACUGUGCGGCUGUAGUAUUACCGACAGAGCGGCCAAAUUAAUCGGCGAUAACUGUCCAAACCUGCAGAGUGUGGAUAUGAGCCGUACGGUUGUGUCGGACGACGGUUUGUGUUACUUCGCGUCCAGUGUUUGCGCUAAGAGUGUGGCAGAGCUGAUGGUCAACAACUGUUCGCACGUCACGGCCACAAGUGUUCGACUCAUAUCGGAGUGCUGUCCAAAACUGAGCAUAUUUUGCUUUCAGGGCACCAGAGCUACGAUGGAAUCCUUCUAUCAGGUCAUCGCUCGACCGCUUAAUAUCCAAUUCGAUGUUCCCUUCAAUUGAUUGUCCCUUUUAUUUAUUUUAUACUUUAAUCCAU
Medioppia subpectinata is the source of this 3082-nucleotide messenger RNA. NCBI's taxonomy places the organism in Eukaryota, Metazoa, Arthropoda, Arachnida, Sarcoptiformes, Oppiidae. The record is from the annotation of a GenBank genome assembly.